This is a messenger RNA of Humulus lupulus (European hop), 396 nucleotides long. RefSeq lists its product as uncharacterized. Lineage: Eukaryota; Viridiplantae; Streptophyta; Magnoliopsida; Rosales; Cannabaceae. The transcript has a single exon. The coding region runs from base 1 to 396 and encodes 131 amino acids. The record is from RefSeq and is a predicted model, not a curated record.
AUGCAGCUGGCUUCUUAUCUUUGUCCAAUUUGUGAAGUGCAGCAUGAGUGUCAUGAGCAUUUAUUUUUUCAGUGUCAGUUUGCUCAACAGGUGAGGAAUGGUGUGGCUGGUUGGCUGGGCAGUGUGGUUUGGCCUGAGUGUUUUCAUGAAUGGAUUAAAUGGAUGGAGGGGAAGCCGAAGGGAAUUCAGCAGAAGGUUGUUGCUGCUGGGUUAGCUGCCUCUGUUUAUCUGGUUUGGUGGAACAGAAACCAGUGCUUGUUUAACUCCUUUUCUGUUUCUGUUUGUAAGGUUGUUUCUCUGGUGCAAGAUUGUGUUAGGGCUAGAGUUUCGAUUUUGUCUAAGGCUAAGAUGAAGAGUUCUGAUAUUGUCUUUGUUAAAAACCUGAAUCUGAUGUAA